Molecule: messenger RNA, 774 nt
Organism: Ogataea philodendri
Lineage: Eukaryota; Fungi; Ascomycota; Pichiomycetes; Pichiales; Pichiaceae
Exons: 3
Coding region: 1-774 (257 amino acids)
Source: RefSeq, a predicted model, not a curated record
AUGGCCAGUCUUCAUCUUGAUGGUCUUUCUUUCCUUAGGAUCACCGUAACCGCCUCCUCCUGGAGUCAACACUGCAAUGUACAUUCCUUUUUGCAGGGUAACAUCGGCAAACGGACCAAGUCCAAACCAUUGAAUGGUGCCAUCAGAAAGCAACUUUCCAAUCUUGUUGACACCGCGGGCUCCACAACUUCCACCAGCCAUACCGCAACCCUCGUUGAGAGGAACGUCCGAGUUGAUGAUGCAUCUGAGUCCGUAAAUGACACAGGCGUGGGUAACAGCAAUUGGAGAGUUUUGAGGACUGUAGACCUGCUCUGUUGUACCAGUGAAAUCGUAGACCGCAGAACCAUCUUCCUCGUUGAUAUCAAUACUGACCACAAUCUUGGAUCCAGUGUCCAAAACUUCUUCGGCUCUCAAUGUAAACAGUCUGAUUCUUCCAUCAAUGAACACUGGCGAAAUCAAGGUAAUAUCUGGCAAGUGAGUUCCUCCGGCAAUUGGGUGAUUGGUAGCAAGAACAUCACCUUCCUUGAUUUGAUCUCCCCAGUACUUGAUGGCGUACUUGAUACUGAAGCUCAUGGAUCCCAAGUGGACUGGAACGUGAGGAGCGUUGGCGGUCAAGUUACCGUCUUCAUCGAACAACGCACACGAGAAGUCCAUUCUUUCCUUGAUAUUGGCGGAAACCGAAAUCUUUUGCAGAGUUCUUCCCAUAUCUUCGGCGAUGAACAUGAACCUAUUAGAGAACACAGACAACAGAAUCGGAUCAACAUAGUCCAAUGA